AAUAAUUAUAAUAAUAAUUUUAAUAAUUAUAAAUUAUUUAAUAUAUAUUGCAAAUGUAAAUGAAGGUUAUGAUACAUGUUUUAAGGUGGUCGGAACAACGUUGAUCGUCAUCGGCUUCGCUUUGCGAUUUGGACGAGGUUUUGGCACCUUCAACUUUGAAACUUUUCAGAUCAACGAUUUUUUGGAACUUGAACGACUUGACAUGGUAUUCGGGCUGUUCACAUCCGCUGCCAGCGUGCUGGUGCUGCUGUUUUUCAUGGCAGUUUACGCAACCGUAAAAAAAGCAAGUUUCUUCUGCUACUGUGCAGUGAUGGCUCUUAUGGUGGUUGUUCAACUUGUUGCCGGCCUUCUUGCCUUUACAUACUCAGAUCAGGUAAAUCAACUCGCCUCUGACGACAUUCUGUACGAGUCCCUGAACAGAACUGCCUCCAAAUACGCAUCACCUCCUCCAAAAGACGAUGAAACUCAAUUCUGGAUUUAUACACAAGACAUGGUAGGGUACAUUCUUUGUUGUUCAGGAUGUGAAAAGCAGAUUCAUUCACGUAUUUCUAAAGAUGUGCAGUACCUCGGCGCCGCCUCAAUGGCAGUAAUUUUAAUCGAGACCAUCGCCAGUUUUCUGGCCGGCUAUCGGGCGUACACCAUUGCACAUCCAGACGAUGGUUGA
This is a messenger RNA of Angiostrongylus costaricensis, 664 nucleotides long. The record is from the annotation of a GenBank genome assembly. NCBI's taxonomy places the organism in Eukaryota, Metazoa, Nematoda, Chromadorea, Rhabditida, Metastrongylidae.